AUGGUGAACAAGAGAAGGAAGGAGAAACCAUUGAAUAAUACAGCAAACGUCGAUUCGCGUCCGGAUGGUGGCAGUGAGAAGGUGAAUCGGGAGAAUUCUGAUGGAAGAAGUGAGAAAAGGAGUUUUGGGAAAGUGAUUAGGGUUCAACAAGAAGAAGAGUUAGAACGGUUGGUUGCUGAGAUUGAGGCUUCAUCUUCCACGAAGCAGACGAAAGAUCUGGGAAAAGUGAAUCUCCAAACGCUGGAAGAAAGAGUGGGUGAUUCGAACGUCGAUUCGCGUCCGGAUGGUGGCAGUGAGAAGGUGAAUCGGGAGAAUUCUGAUGGAAGAAGUGAGAAAAGGAGUUUUGGGAAAGUGAUUAGGGUUCAACAAGAAGAAGAGUUAGAACGGAUAAAGAGAAAAUUUGAAACAGUUAAACCAACGACACCUAGUACAGAGUGGAGGAGAAUUGAGAAAGGAAAAGAAGCGGUGGAAGUCUCAGGGAUUAAGAAUAUAGGGAUAGGUCAAGAGGAUGGUAUCCAGAUUGUUAAGUCGAAAGGGCAACUUGUGGGUGUGACUAGUAAGCAGCUUAAUACUAAAGGAAUUGGAAGUCAAGUGGAAGAGGUCCCACCAGGGAAUAGAGCUACCCUUAGUGCAACAUAUACUCAGGAAGCAGUUGUUAGGAUCCUUCAAUCAGAGGAUCUUGAAAAUGCUGUUAAAACCAGUGGCAUUGUGGGUAUUUUUAGCAUUGGAGCUAGGUGUGAAUUGGGCAUAUUGCUUGAUCCAGGACCUAACUCUAGUGUGUAA
Molecule: messenger RNA, 783 nt
Organism: Oldenlandia corymbosa var. corymbosa
Lineage: Eukaryota; Viridiplantae; Streptophyta; Magnoliopsida; Gentianales; Rubiaceae
Source: the annotation of a GenBank genome assembly